Patella vulgata (common limpet) is the source of this 3836-nucleotide messenger RNA. Its product is annotated as leucine carboxyl methyltransferase 1. The transcript is spliced from 6 exons. Gene Ontology annotation, cellular component: cytosol. Lineage: Eukaryota; Metazoa; Mollusca; Gastropoda; Patellidae. Gene Ontology annotation, molecular function: protein C-terminal leucine carboxyl O-methyltransferase activity. The record is from RefSeq and is a predicted model, not a curated record. The coding region runs from base 45 to 1031 and encodes 328 amino acids. Gene Ontology annotation, biological process: C-terminal protein methylation.
AUUCAAUAUGGCAGCCUCCUUUGCACUUUUAUUUGUUUAUUUGUAUGUUUCUUGUGAAAAGUAAUUGUAAAACCGUAAACAUGGCUUCAGAAGAGGCUGUUAUUGCCACUAAUGAUGAUGCUGCUCAAUGUAAACGCUAUGCCGUGGAAAAGGGUUACUGGGUUGACCCUUAUAUUUCGCUAAUGAUAUCGAAAGGGACUGCUCAUCAUGCACCUGAAAUAAACCGUGGUUACUAUGCUCGUAUUACUAGCAUACGUAUUUUAUUAGAGAAAUUUAUCAAGUUGACAAACAGAAAAUGUCAAGUUGUUAAUUUAGGCGCUGGGUAUGAUACCACAUUCUGGAAGUUAAAGGAUGCUCAUUUAAUGCCAGAGAAAUUUGUUGAAGUUGAUUUUGCCCCAGUAACAUCACGUAAAUGUCAUCACAUAAAAUCAAAAAGACCUCUUCUGGAAAAAAUAACAAAUGAAGAUGAGGACAUCAUGCUCAGUAAAUCAGAUCUUCAUUCAGCUAAUUACCAUAUUGUUGGGGCCAAUCUGGUGGAUUUGGCAGAAUUAGAUAAGAAAUUACAACAGUCAGGCAUAGAUAGAUCAAUACCUACUGUAUUUAUCUCCGAAUGUGUCCUAGUGUAUAUUGAGGCCAACAAAAGUGCCAAAUUGAUCAAAUGGAUAUCAGAUAAUUUUCCAACAGCAUUUUUUAUUAAUUAUGAACAGGUGAAUAUGGGAGACAGAUUUGGUCAAGUUAUGAUAGAUAACUUAAAGACAAGAGAUUGUUAUCUAUAUGGUGUUUCUGCUUGUGAUAGUUUACAGUCACAGAUGCAGAGAUUUACGUCUAAUGGUUGGCGAGAUGCUGAUGCUCUUGAAAUGAAUAAAGUGUAUAACUGUCUUCCCCAAUCCGAAAUCAAAAGAAUCGAGAAAUUAGAGCUGAUGGAUGAACGAGAAUUGAUGGAGCAGUUAUUUAGUCAUUAUUGUCUAGUGUGGGCUUAUAAAGAUGUGAAUAAUAUUGGACUUGAAGAAAUUGAUUUAAGUCAGUCAUAACAUGAACUCAUCCGGUAUAUGCAUUUGCAUAAUUCCUGCUGCCUUGUGAUACUUAUGUAUAUAAUUAACAAAAGUGCUUUACUGUGGCUUUAAUUAGCAGCUUAUUAUUAGAAAACCUUUGUUAUGUUGUAAGGAUUGAUUAGUAAUUUUAUUGUGUUAUUAACUGAAAAAAUAAAUUUGAUGUUAAUUGUUGUCCACUCACACUCAAGAACUAUCCAGCAUAUUAUCCCAUAUAGAUAUAGAUAAUUCAUUAUAUCCAUGAUUCAUCUUCAAAACAGAGUUUUUUUUAUCUACCUUGAAAGAAUAUUGAAAUUGAAAAUAUCAAAUAUUCUAUUCUGAGAUACACCAACGUAAUAAAGAACCAUUUCUGACAAGAGAAAGUAUGCAUAUUGUCAUAAACGCAAGGUUUUGGACCAUAUGUUGUUAUCUUUUAGAGACUGACUUGAUUUAAUAAUCUGUAUAUUAGUCACACAGAAUAUAAGUGUCUAACUUCUUCCUCAGGGUAUUACCCUGCUUAUUCCAUCCCUUGCAGGCCUUUAUUUAAUAAAAUAUUGAAAGACACAUUGUUUAAAAUAUUACCCGACAUCUUAAACAAAACCUUUGAUAUUGUUCUGAAGUAUUACUCGGAGUAAUGAAUUUUGUAUUACCCGUAAUGGAAUGGUUCCAACUUCCAACCCUAUGUGUGUAUGCCAUUAUUUGUGACAGUGUCUAAUAAGAUAUAUUGCUUUAGGUUGUGCUUGUAAAAUUCAGCAGACAUUCUUGUUGGGUUGUAAUUAUUGGCCAGUCAUGUUAGCAUAACAUGUAUUUAACUUCAGAGGUUAGUUUCCCAAAGUUGCAUAUUUACAAAAUACAAUUAUUUUGAUUUUCAUUUUAAAGGGCCAAUCUCAAUUAUAUUUUGGAGAAUAAAACUUCUUAAUUUUGUGUAAAAAGUCUGUAACAUCCUUUACCUUAGAGGUGACCAACUAACUCAAUCUGGAAAUCGAGACCAGUGUCCCAACCUGUAUUUUACAGUAUCUGGAUAAAAUCCGACUUUUAUUGUCCCCCGCCUUUCGAAGACAGCAGGGGACUAUUAAAAUGGGUUCGUCCGUCUGUCUGUCUGUCCGUCUGUCUGUCUGUCCGUCACACUUUUUGGGACACAAUAACUCUCUUCCUAAUUGAGCUAGAAUGUUCAAACUUGGUGUAUGUGUUUAUUAGGUCAAUGCCUUGAUGGAGUUCGAAGAUGAGCAUUUUCCGCUUAGGGUAAGCAGAGAUAAGCAAUUUGAUUGGUUGAUGCUUUGGGACACGAUAACUCUCUUCCUAAUUGGGCUAGAAUGUUCAAACUUGGUGUAUGUGUUGAUUAGGUCAAUGCCUUGAUGGAGUUCGAAGAUGAGCAUUUUCCGCUUAGGGUAAGCAGAGAUAAGCAAUUUGAUUGGUUGAUGCUUUGGGACACGAUAACUUUUAAUUGAGCUAGAAUGUUCAAACUUGGUGUAUGUGGUUAUUAGGUCAAUGCCUUGAUGGAGUUCGAAGAUGAGCAUUUUCCGCUUAGGGUAAGCAGAGAUAAGCAAUUUGAUUGGUUGAUACUUUGGGGCACGAUAACUCUCUUCCUAAUUGAGCUAGAAUGUUCAAACUUGGUGUAUGUGUUGAUUAGGUCAAUGCCUUGAUGGAGUUCGAAGAUGAGCAUUUUCCGCUUAGGGUAAGCAGAGAUAAGCAAUUUGAUUGGUUGAUGCUUUGGGACACGAUAACUUUAGUUCUAAUUAAGUGAGAUUGAUGAAACUUGGUGUAUAGUUUCAUUACAGUAAUACCUUGACUAAGUUUGAUAAUGAGCAUUUUCUGCUCAGGGUAAGCAGAGCGAUACGCAAUUUGAUUGGUCGAGACUUUGGAAAACAAUAACUCUCCUACUUUGAUUGUUAGACUAUAAGUAAAGAUAUACUGUUUGAUUGUUCAAUACUUUGUAAAAGAUAAUUUGUGAUAAAUUUAUAUGUGUCCUCUAAUUAUUUUCCUAUUUCGGCGGGGGACAUCAGCCUCACUGUUGGCUUGUUUUAUAACAAAUAAUGUGUAGGUAAAAUUUACCUUUCGUGGGUCAUGCACUGUAUAGACCUCUAAAGGAACGGCAAUAGAUUAUCAGGUCACCCAAUGAAACAAUUGACCCAAAAUCUAAAAAGAGUUAAGUUUCCGGAUAAGUGGUUUUGACGUCCAUGUCCAAAUGAUUUAAUAUUUUGAGCUGAAAUUUUGAAACAACAUAAAUAUACCAUUCCUCUAUAUUUUGACGCUUAAAUUUCAUACGUACACAGACUUUUUUUUCUGAGACUCUGUUAAAAUUGGGAUGGUCCCUUUAACUUUUAUCUCUGUAAGAUAGUCAUUGACAGCCCAAUAUUUUCAUCUGAAAAUUCUGCAAAUUGAGUUCUGGCAAAAUUGUGAUAUUCUUUUUAGUGGUACUGUAAAGAGGCAUUGGUGCUUUUGAAGUCUUCUCUACUUGGUAAAAAUAUUUUUUGAGUUGAUGUGAUUUGGCAAUACAGUCACAUCGGGGAUUUUCAAAUUAGAUAGUAUGUAAUACUUUAAACAAAUCCAUUGUCGAGAUUUAGACAGCCUGACUUUUAAUGUACAAGUCAUACACAAUGUUAUUAAAAAUUAUUCAUAACAUCUUUCUGUAAUGGUGACUAGAAAUUACAAACAGUUUGAGUAUUUAUCAAUAAUCAAACUAGAAGUGGGACCGUAUUCAUGACUACCAAAAGCCUAUCACAGAACUUUGUUUCUAUGAAUUGUUAAAACAUUUGUCAUUUAUGUCAACAUUUUUCUAGUAUUAAAACAUCUUUUUGAAGUAAGCAA